UAGAAGGUUUGAAUUUAGAAAGAAGAAGGCGUAGCUGCGCUAGCUAGGUUUCCUAUAUAGUGCGCGCCGGAGCUAGCUAGCCAUGGCCGUUAGAUCAUCAACCAUUUUGUUUUGGCUUUUAGCCUUAAGCGUUGCAUUUUGUGCCGUCACACUUUCUGUCUACUUCGGCGACCUUUUUUACACGGCCACCACCCCUAGCGGUGCUCCUCCCGCCGCAAGCAGAAAGAAAUGGCCCUGCUUUUCUGUUGGUUUCAGUUUUAUCCUCAAAAAGAUUGGCUUUGAAGAUCUGCUCUAUGCGGUGGACGUGGACCAAACUGCAAGCUCUAAACACCACCACCGCCACCACAGGCGGCGGCGGCGGAAGGCCAAGUGCGGAGACUUAACAUGGGACUCUGCUGGCAUCGUUUCCAUGUAUGGUGUCUCGAGGGUUAUCACUGUGGAUUCAAAGGGUUGUGGAAAUUUCAGCAGUAUAAAGAUGGCCAUUCAUGCAGUUCCUGAUCUCAGUCCUUCCAUAACACUCAUCAUAAUCAAUUCCGGCACCUACAGGGAAAAAGUGAUAGUGGGUAGCAAAAAGCAAAAUGUGAUAAUACAAGGAAAAGGUUACCACAACACUGCCAUAUCAUGGAACGACACUGCAAAUUCUACCGGAGGCACCACCAAUAGCUACACAUUUGCUGUAUUAGCCCCGAAUUUCAUAGCCUACAAUAUCAGCUUUCAGAACACAGCUCGAGCGCCACCAUCGGGCGAAUCUGGAGGCCAGGCUGUGGCCCUUAGUAUUCUCGGAGAUCAAUGUGCAUUUUAUGGAUGUGGGUUCUAUGGAGCUCAAGACACCCUUAAUGAUGAGAAAGGAAGACAUUAUUUCAAAGAUUGCUUCAUUCAGGGUUCUAUUGACUUCAUCUUUGGGAACGCCCGGUCAUUCUACCAGGAUUGCACAAUACACAGCAUAGCAGAAGAAGCAGCGGGCGGAGAGGUAAGUGGAUCAAUAACUGCACAUAGGAGGGGCUCGGAGGAAGAGGAAACCGGGUUCUCAUUCGUGAACUGUAACAUUGGUGGGAGUGGAAGGGUGUGGCUGGGGCGAGCAUGGGGGCCUUAUGCAACAGUCAUCUUCUCUUUGACGUACAUGUCCAGCGUAGUUUCCCCCGAUGGCUGGAACGAUUGGAACAACUCAACUAGAGACAAGACGGUUUACUUUGGGGAAUAUGAUUGCAGUGGACCGGGAGCUAGCUUCACAUAUAGGGCAUCAUAUGCAACUCAACUGGAUAAAUCUGAGGCUGCUCCGUACUUGACUACCUCGUAUAUUGAUGGUGAUGACUGGCUAUUUACCUCACCCAAUCCUCCAUCACAUCUCAAUCAAAUCCAUGCCCACGAAAAUAGUGACCUUAUAAUUGAUGUUUAGUGAAAAUGAUCUAUAUUUGUUGAAUGUACUCAAUUGAG
Molecule: messenger RNA, 1434 nt
Organism: Cuscuta epithymum
Lineage: Eukaryota; Viridiplantae; Streptophyta; Magnoliopsida; Solanales; Convolvulaceae
Source: the annotation of a GenBank genome assembly